Messenger RNA from Giardia duodenalis, 552 nucleotides. RefSeq lists its product as uncharacterized. Bases 1 to 552 code for a protein of 183 amino acids. NCBI's taxonomy places the organism in Eukaryota, Fornicata, Diplomonadida, Hexamitidae. The transcript has a single exon. The record is from RefSeq and is a predicted model, not a curated record.
AUGCCGCCCAAGCCCUCGUUCUGCAAGUCCACAUUGAGCGUCGACCGGACACACGUCAACCUCGAUAACAAUCUUGAAGUUGUCCGUGUUUUAACUUCUGCAAUUGUGGAGCUCUUUGCACGCCAUAAUAUUCGUUCCAAGUACGAUCCUAGAGUUCCAGCCCUGGCCUUUGGCUGGUCUUCGGUCCUGGCAGCCGGCGUAUUUAUUGGAAUUCCGACGGUCUUGAAAGUGCCAUUAGAGACUCGCCGCAUAUCGAUUGUCGUUGGUCUACUUCUGUUUUGGUCUCUCUAUCUAAUCCACAAGGUUCUGGAGGCUAAGGACAGCACCAUCUUCGUACUCACUGAUGCGAAGGGUCGGACGGUGCGAAUUUCCGGACGCCUCUGCCCCCGGACAGGACUGUAUACGGUCAAGCACAAGGAGAAUUUACUCCUAGAGAAGAGUAUAGGCGAGUAUUAUAAUGUGGACGGAGAUCUUGUUGGAGAAAACGUCGAGCGCGAUUUUGAGCCGCUGUGCCAAGUGGUCCAGGAUAUGUUAACGAGCAAGACAGAAUAA